Molecule: messenger RNA, 531 nt
Organism: Anisakis simplex (herring worm)
Lineage: Eukaryota; Metazoa; Nematoda; Chromadorea; Rhabditida; Anisakidae
Source: the annotation of a GenBank genome assembly
AUGUUGCGAUAUUAUAGAUAUGAAACAGGUGGCAACGAUAGUGUUGAUAAGGAAGUAUUACUCGAUGAAAAUGAUGAUUUUACACACUUUCACUUGGCCGAGGAGUGUAUGCGUAAAUAUCAACAAGGCAUAGAUAAACUGUGCAAAGUUGAACAGCAAGGUCGUAAGAGAACGUGGACACCGAGCCGAAAAGAACGUGCAAAUGAACAGGUCUAUCAGUCGUCGCGAUGGGUACCGUUGAUCAAGGACAUCAUGGAGGAUGCGAUCGACGAUAAACUCGAUCAGAAACACUUCCCGUUCCUUUCCGGCAGACAAAUGAACCCUACUUAUAGAGCACCAACAAGUGCGCGUUACGGUCAGUGGCAUAAGGAACGUGGUCAUCAAACGUCGUAUCGCUGUGGUCCUCGCUUAAUUGUUUUUGUGGUGGGUGGAGUGACUUACUCUGAAAUGCGUGCUGCUUAUGAGGUCACCAAAGAGAAGAAACCCUGGGAAAUCGUUAUUGGAUCAGAUCAGUUGAUCACGCCGACUUCA